CCAAAAAUCUUUUUGCUAGUCGGCGAUUUCUGCGCGCGCAUGUUCACAUCAAAUUCUGUGAAUAUUUCGAAAGUAAAUUAAGUAAAUUAGUGAUAAAAUAAUACAAUGGCUUCGACCGCGAAGCAAGAGGUUAACGGCGAAUCACGGCCUUGUUUUGGCGGAGCGUGUAAAAAAUCAAAAAUGGAAAAUAAAGUGACUGUAGUACUUGGUGCUCAAUGGGGAGACGAGGGCAAAGGAAAAGUGGUGGAUCUGCUUGCUGUGGACUCGGACAUCGUGUGCCGCUGCCAGGGCGGCAACAAUGCAGGCCACACAGUAGUCGUGGAAGGCAAGAUGUUCGAUUUCCACCUCCUGCCGAGCGGCAUCAUCAAUCCAAAAUGUACCUCAGUUAUUGGAAACGGCGUGGUUGUACACAUACCAGGUCUCUUCGAGGAAUUAAAAAAGAACGAGUCGAAAGGCAUGCGGGCCUGGGAAGGGCGGUUGUUUGUGUCCGACCGGGCGCAUCUAGUACUGGACCUACACCAACAGGUUGAUGGUCUGCAAGAAGCGGAAAAGGGCAAGAACUCACUCGGCACGACAAAGAAGGGCAUCGGGCCGACGUACUCGUCGAAGGCGUCGAGAAACGGCUUGCGGAUCGGAGACCUGAUGGGAGACUUCGCGCUUUUCGAGGAAAAAUUCCGCACGAUAGCUGCAUCAUACAAGCGGAUGUUCCCAGCCCUGGAGGUGGACAUCGACGGGCAGCUGGCGCAGUACCGCGAGUACGCGGCCAGAGUGCGGCCUCUAGUGCGCGACACCGUGGCCUACCUGCACCGCGCGCUGCGCGAGGGGCAGAAGGUGCUCGUCGAGGGCGCCAACGCCGCCAUGUUGGAUAUCGACUUCGGUACAUACCCGUACGUAACUUCCUCAAACUGCAGCAUCGGCGGCGUAUGCACAGGCCUUGGCCUUCCUCCGAGCGUCAUCGGCAACGUGCUGGGCGUAGUCAAGGCCUACACCACCCGAGUUGGUGAUGGGCCGUUCCCUACCGAGUUACAUGAUGAUGUGGGGCGGUUGCUGCAAGAGCGCGGGCACGAGGUGGGCGUGACCACGAAGCGCGUGCGCCGCUGCGGCUGGCUCGACCUCGUCGUGGUGCAGUACACCGCCAUGGUCAACGGGUACACCGCGUUGUGUCUGACUAAGUUGGAUAUCCUGGAUACGCUUGAAGAGAUCAAAAUCGGCGUGGCGUACAAGCUCAACGGCAAGAAGAUUGACUACUUCCCGUCCUCGAUGACAGAUCUGAGCAAUGUUGAGGUGGAGUACAUAACACUGCCGGGCUGGGCGUGCAGUAUUGAAGCGGUGCGAGAGUUCAAAGAUCUGCCCGAGAAGGCGCGCGCUUAUGUGAGCACUAUCGCAGAAUUCCUUCAGAUACCAGUACAAUACAUUGGCGUGGGCCAGGGCCGGGAAAGCAUCAUCCGGAUAGAUUAACGUUGGUGUCAAACAUUCGUUAGUACUUAGUGUCGUUUACAUUCAAAUUAAUAUACACAGGAGGUUUCCACGACGUCUAUAGAGUUUUAAAAUGUGUCAUUUGUUUUUGAAAGACAUUAGAAUAGCUUCUUCAGAGCAGGAACAGAAGAUUUUAUUAUUUAAGAUGGUCAAGAGAAACACUUAUGUUUUGGCUCUAAAACUAGAUGUUCCUAAAAUGAUAUUCAUAAGAUUUCUUUUAAAUCUAUAGACGUUUUUGAAACGAAGGGGUAAAGAAUAAGAGCUAUUGUAGAAUUUCAAUACAUAGUGUACUAACAGCAACAGUCUUAUUUGACCAUUUUCGAAUUGUCAGUUAUAUUAUAAUUGUGUGGACGAUGGUAAUACCAGUUUAUUAUCCUAAUUGACUUUCAGAUAGUUAUCUAUAACUAUAGCUGUGUUUUACGUUAAUGUGUAGACUUCCUGAGCAUGUCUUUAUAGGAAAUGAUAGAGGCGAAUGAAAUAGAACGGGUUUAUGAAUUUAUCCGUAACGUCCGUAUCCGUAAAGUCUUUUUACGGACCGAAAAACUCGAGAACGAAUUCUAUUUGCAAGUCAAUUUGGGUAAAGUACAAUACCCGGGUAGCCCUUAUGCAGAAAGUGAAACUUAUGGAGGGUGCCGACUUCGUCAGUUGAGUUGGAAUCAGUAUUGUUAUUGGUGUUUCACCAUUGAGACAUACGGUUUACUUGACUGCAAAAUUCCGAAAAUAUUUCUACGCGGUCGGAAUCGAGGCUUCCGAUAAAUAUAAAUGUGACCUAACCUAACUAACGAAGUUUCCGACAAUGUAGUUAGGUGGUUUCCAUCAUAUUGUUGCGCCCCGACCAAGGUCAGGGUGACAUUGGACCCUCAGAAGCUUGGUUAGUCUAUAGUACGGUCUUAAAUGGAUAUUUGCAGCAAUCGACCUAUGAUGACGAAAUAAAAUGUUUGAUUGAUUAAAUCGAGGGUAUAUCCGUGAACCAGUAAUAUUAGGUCGUGUUUUUCGGAGUUCUGUAGUCAUGUUGUUACCGUUAAUCGAUAUGCAGCGAAAUAUUGUUUUAUACUUCCUGUUGUGUGUUGCAGUGUUUGAAUAUUUUAAUCUAGGAGGAUAUAACGAAAGGAGUAGCCAUUAACAGGCGUUCCCCCCUGUCGAAACUAGUCGGCCAAUGGUUAUACACAAUGUAUGGACUGACGUUUAUUUGACAUGGCUAUUUUGACGUUCCCCUUCCCCGCAAAAGUUGGCAGACUUUUUUGUACAGCAAAUUACCGACGUGGCGUCUCCGUUUGGUUAUAUCAUAGAGUAACUUAUACUAGAGCGGUACUGUCAUAGUAAAUUUUGUAACCACAGUAAAUUCACUGCCAUCUGUCGACACACUUUAAAACUAAAAAUGAAGAUUUAUAAAAAUACGAUAAAAUGGAUUUAAAUAUGGAUAAUUUUUUUUUUUUAUUUGCAUUAAUUAUUUUUAUGAUUUUGACCCAUGUUCUUUCACUGAUAUGCGUUUAAAUUGUUAAAUAACAAACGAAACCGUCAACGCCAUCUAUACGACAGUAGGCCAAAGCUAGUAGCGCCCUCUGAACGAGAAUCAAAUUUUCUUGAUUUUCGAGUCACGUUUUUUCCUUAGACUGUAUCCAUCUAUUACGGAGUUAUAUCUAUCUUUGGUUAUAUCCUCAUAGACUUUAAUAGAUGUGUCCAGACAGUUGUACGGUGAUGUACAUAAAACAGUGAGUCGCAUUGUAACAUGCAGCAUUGAUGCUCUUAUACGGUGCUUAGUACAAAUACAUAUGUCACGCGGAUAAUAAUUUACCAAGCAAAAAGUGUUCAAUUGCCGUAGAUUAAAAGACUAAAAGAUAAUUUGUCUAUUAAGUUGAUUGAACAUUUUUACCUCCCCGCGUCCAGACCGCGAUUAUAAAAAGGUUCGUACUUACACAUAUUCCUCUAGGAGCAAUAAUUAAAUAGGGAUUAGAUUUGUAAUUAAAAAUUACAUCCUUCAUAAGUUAACUCAAUUCAAGAACACCAAUAUUAGGCAAAUAUUCAUAGUAUUAUAAGAUACCAAGGCUUAUUUUCUAGAUAAAAUGUAAUCUAAACAUAUUGUAAUUUUUACUAGCAAUACGCUAUGAAUAAUAUUUAUGUCGAGAUCAGAUAAAAAUCUAGUGAGAAAAAGCUUAAAACACUAAAUAAAAUAGUGAACAUAAGCGCGCAGAAGCUAAAAAAUGCAAGUAAAUCCUUCAGUUCUUACUGUUCCUAAAACACAAGAAAAAAUUGUUUGCCAAAGGCAAUUCUUUAAACAUCGCAGUUGUGAUCCAAGAGUAGAUGAUAUUAUAGCCACCUAAUCUUAGUAAAGUACUUAAUUUUUGUUAUCGAUAAUAUGUGAGACGAGUCAAUUUAAAAUACCACUUACCUGUUGCCACUCGGAAGUUUAUGUCUAAUUAUUGAAGAAGCACAAAUGGAAUUUCCUGUUAAAUUCAAGGAGUUUGAUAAAAUGUUGAUUAGAGCUCUUACACACUAGCGUUUCUGCGUCGCGUUUUCUCGGCGUUUCCAUACAAAAUUACACGGCGCGGAGUCGCCGCGUUCACGAGGCGUGCCGAUUAGUAUGGAACCGACGUGAAAACGCGGCGCAGCAACCCUAGUGUGUAAGAGCCCUUAAUAUUGUUUUUUGACUACUUUUACCAUUAUUUAAGACAAUGAUGUUUUGCAUGCCGCUGCCAAAGGGGUGACAUGUUUUUGCUAACAAUAGUUUUAUUAUUCGACUAUAGGAAAUUUAAGCCACUAGCCUUAAUUGAAUCUAUUAAACGUGGUAUGUAUGUA
Messenger RNA from Cydia strobilella, 4272 nucleotides. RefSeq names its product adenylosuccinate synthetase (gene Adss). NCBI's taxonomy places the organism in Eukaryota, Metazoa, Arthropoda, Insecta, Lepidoptera, Tortricidae. The coding region runs from base 106 to 1458 and encodes 450 amino acids. Gene Ontology annotation, cellular component: cytoplasm. Gene Ontology annotation, biological process: 'de novo' AMP biosynthetic process; IMP metabolic process. Gene Ontology annotation, molecular function: GTP binding; adenylosuccinate synthase activity. The record is from RefSeq and is a predicted model, not a curated record. The transcript has 10 exons.